AUGGCUCUUAGUAAAGGUCUCAAGAUGAACACACUGUUAAAAAUUUGCACACGAAAAUACGGAUUUACUGCUAUUCGACGGGACUAUGGACCAGAAGCGGUGGAGAAACUCCGAGGAUCUUUAAAGAUAGAGUACACCUUAGCCACACGAGGCGCACAGCGGCUUUGGAAACUGAUAAACCGUGGAGAAAACUCGUAUGUGAACGCUCUUGGCGCCAUGACAGGUAGUCACAGAAACUUUUCUUUGAAAAGAACUCCGUAAGGUUUUUUACAAAAUAAAAAUGCACUAGGAGUGUUUUAGAGCAUUUUAACUUUGGCUUUCUCUCAUUAGAACAACUUGUUGAUGUUCGCAUCAUAAUAGCAGAUCUUUUAAAAGUUGUUAAAUGAACUUUGCGUGAUAUUUAUUUUCAACGUAUAUUCUCGGAGCAGUCAGAUACCAAUUGAUGUUAAUGCCAGAAUGGUUUUUUAUCACUUUCAGGGGUAUCUCAAAUAUUUCCUUGUAAGUUUCUUAGCUACUCAUGCCAUUUUUCCUUUUGACUCGUACAAGAGAAAAAACUCUCUUUCUAAGGCUCAUUGGCGCACGAAUACUUCUUCAUCAGAGUUAAAGAAACAAGCAACUUUUUUUCGCCUUAAGAAAAAAAUGAACAUGCACUCAACCAUGUAAAUGAUACAAUCAUGACGGAUUAAAAUCGGAUUAGACAAAUUUUCCUCUGGUUAUACAGUUAUGCUAAUCGUGCUGUACAUCUUGGCCCUGAUAAGGCGAUCAUGAAUUCAACAGAAUAAUCGAUCAUCCAAAUUCAGCUCCAUGAUGAUAAUGUAUAGGCACACUGAGUCGUUAUAAAUAAAGAACCUUUCUUAGCGGACAUAUUUUGCCGGGUCCGAGAUCCCGUUGAACGUCUUCGAAAUCACGAAAUCACGAAAUCACGAAAUCACGAAAUCACGAAAUCUAUGGGUCCGAGAUCCUAAUCUCUAAUUGCCUACGUUUUCCAACUGAACAUUGAAUGACGGAAUCUAACCGUGUUUAAUGACCUUCUUUAGGUGGUCAAGCAGUUCAAAUGGCUAAGGCCGGUUUACAUUCUAUUUAUCUGAGUGGCUGGCAAGUAGCGGCAGACAGUAACAUGGCAAGUCAAACCUACCCUGAUCAGAGUUUGUAUCCCGCAAACUCAGCGGCAAAGCUUGUUGAACGAAUCAAUAACGCCUUCAUCAGAGCAGAUCAGAUUGCGCACAUGGAAGGGAAUGAUCAACAUAUCGAUUUCUUUUUGCCAAUUGUGGCUGAUUGUGAGGCUGGAUUUGGUGGCCCGUUGAACGCCUUCGAAAUCACGAAAUCUAUGGUAAGUGUCUCAUCAAAGUUCCAUUCAGCUUUCUUUUUUUCCCCAAUUUCUAUUGAACAGAACACAAACGACUCAACAAUAAUGCUUGAAUGCUGAAUAUAGUGGGUCAGUUUAGUUUAUAAUUCCCUUCGGUGGUUUAGUUAUUUCUGAACUGGAAAGAGAGUACAUCGAACAUCUGGUAGAAAAAGACAGAAAAGUGGAAGAGUUCAAACCAAGAGUGAGAUUGGAGCCUUUGAUUCGAGCAAACACAAAUUCUCACCCUUCAAAAUCAAACCGCCUAUCCGUCCCAUAGAGCAAGCGAAGAAUGGUGAUUUAAUCGCAACUAUUUCCUUCAUAAAAAAAGACCGAUUGCGAAAGACGGAGAAUUACCAAAAUCUCCCUCAUUCAAAUAUUGAUAGUGACUAAAGUAAGCUGGGAUUUUAUCUUUUUUUUCUAUCAACUCAAACAGAUCCUAGCUGGUGCUGCAGGCGUCCAUUUUGAAGAUCAGUUGGCAUCAGAGAAGAAAUGUGGUCACAUGGGAGGAAAGGUUCUUCUGCCAACUCAACAGUUUAUCAAAGUCCUAAACGCUGCUCGUUUUGCUACUGACGUCAUGGGUGUUCCUACCGUUAUCAUUGGACGAACAGAUGCUGAGUCAGCGGCGCUUGUGACGUCAGAUAUCGAUCCACGUGACCAGCCAUUCUUGACUGGCGAAAGAACAGCCGAAGGAUUUUAUCGAUCAACCGCUGGGCUGCAGCAAGCCAUUGCUCGUGGAUUAAGCUACGCUCCAUAUUGUGAUAUAAUCUGGUGCGAGACAGGUAAACCUAACUUGGACGAAGCGCACAUGUUUGCCGAUGGAAUCCACUCCAUGUUUCCAGGAAAGCCGCUCGCAUACAACUGCUCGCCUUCCUUCAACUGGAAAGCCAACCUCAGCGAUAAGGAGAUUGCUGAGUUUCAGAAAGAACUUGGUAAAAUGGGCUACAGAUAUCAGUUUAUUACCUUAGCUGGUUUUCACUCGCUUAAUCAUGCUAUGUUCAAGUUAGCACGUGACUACAGAGAUCACGGUAUGUCUGCCUACACCAAGAUUCAAGAAGACGAGUUUGCGCAAGCGCAAUUCGGCUUUACAGCACAUAAACAUCAGAGGGAGGUAGGGACAGGAUAUUUUGACCAGGUAAGUAUGGCGGUCAGCGGAGGCACAAGUUCAACAACAGCUUUGGAAGGAUCAACUGAAACGGAACAAUUUUGUAGCCACGACUUGGACUCACAAAGGAUCAGUGCUAAUUAA
This is a messenger RNA of Pocillopora meandrina, 2591 nucleotides long. The record is from the annotation of a GenBank genome assembly. Lineage: Eukaryota; Metazoa; Cnidaria; Anthozoa; Scleractinia; Pocilloporidae.